Messenger RNA from Hymenoscyphus albidus, 5699 nucleotides. Lineage: Eukaryota; Fungi; Ascomycota; Leotiomycetes; Helotiales; Helotiaceae. The record is from the annotation of a GenBank genome assembly.
CAUCGCAUCCUCCGAUCUCUUCUCUACCUUCUUCCACCUCUGCCUCUCUGCGGGCGCAACCCCAUCCGUUGGCGACCGACAACCUCAUUACGCUGAGCUGGCUCUCUUCUGCUUUAAACUAAUCAAACUUCGCAUGGCAAUCAUUACAAUUGCAGACAAUUGACCUUGUGGUGGUCACGUUGCUUCCAGUCAGCUUGCUCUUGUUUGUCCUACAGACAGGAGAUCGGUUGCCUGCAUAAGUCAAACCAAUCCCCCACCCCAUCCAUACCCACACUAUCUUCACAAUUGCUCUGGUCUUCCGAUCAGACACAAAACGAAACCUCAACUUCCUUCAAAAGGUAAGUCCUUCACUAAUUCCUCUCAGCUUCUACCAAUCCUGAAGUCUUCAAGUCCUCCUGCAAGGGUGUUCACCUUCACACUUGACGAGAUUUGCUAUCCUUACCUAAGCUAAUUUGCUUCAUCAUAGAUAGUAGACCAAACAUCUUCUCCACCUCUUGUCCUGCCUUCAAGAGGCUAAACUACGACCUGUCCCACGAUCUCCUUUUCAUUGUACUCUCCUCAAUUGCCCUAAUCAACAUCCCUGCUUCAGAAGGUAGCACCCGUUGGAACUUGUUCUCUUGGUACUUUCAAACUGCCAUCUGACCUGAUACAAACAAUUUCAGCAAAAGGUAUUUGAAACACCCAGCACUCUUUGAUGUUCUUUAGACUGACUUUCCUCAUUGUAGUUACAAACAAAUAAAAUUCAAAAUGUCACGUCGUCCAAGAAGAUAUCAGCAGGCAUCUUCUGCCUUUUAUAAUGGCGAUCCAAAUGCUUGGAAGGCAUGGCCAGAGCUCGCUAUCAGGAUUUCUCGCCUUCAGGAUGAAACAACAACCAAGGAUAUUUUUAAGACAUUUGAGAAGUACGGCGAUAUUUCGCGAAUUGAAAUCUUCCGUGAAGAUCGCCGCUCCAAUGGUGAAAGCCCUGGGAGGAUCAUUUUCUCCCCUGUUCCAACCGAGGAGUUCUGGUACACUGGUACUUGUUUCAUCAAACCAGCCAAUGGAGGAAAUGGAUACCCAAUUGGACUUGAAAUUCGAAAGGAUGACCAGAGCGAUGGAAAAAUGCAGAGUCCCACCAGACCUCGAGUAUGGUUUGACAAGACCAUGCACAUGAAUCCUAGCAAAUUGCACUUUGGCUUAAUGGAGAAUCCAGAGACAAUGAUGCAACUUCAGACCGUUACACACCCGUCUUUUGUUGUGGAUUUUCGUCGAAGAAGACUCACUGUUAAGUUUGGGGUUGAACACAAGGACCCUAGACACAAGGAUCUACACACAUCUGAAUAUAUCAGCUUUAACAGAGUUGGUAAACUAGAUCGUACCAACCGAUACAUGUUCCAAGUAUCCUUUGAACAUCUCAAUGUUAUUCACCGUCUGAACUUACCCAACCGCUCCUUUCAACUUCUCUUGCAACUUGGUUGCCCUCCACAAUUCUAUCGCAAGCGUGAGGGUUCAACCAUUCACUCAGAUGAACUGGUCUGGUCUGAGUUUUCGAAUACUUGGUACAGACAAACUGAUAUUGUGUACGAUCCUGACUUGAACUCCACCUCUGUCAUUGCACUUCACAAGACAAUGCCAGUUAUAGACAUAGGUAUUGUUAUAGUUCUUUCAAAAAGUUAUUGUACUAACCAAAGCAACAGGACGUUGGACAACUUAUCUUUUUGAGUUUCCUUCUGAUGCAAGAACUGCGACUUCUUUUGCCAAGAUACUAGACGCUCUUCAGGACUUUAACAUCAAUAUUGUACCUAUCAACAAGGUCUGCGUUACCCCUGGACGGCCCUCAGAACUCUGGGAUAUGAUUGAUACCCCCAAAAGUACUACCUUGAACGCGAAAGUAGCGGAGUUUUAUCUUCCUUUCGAAGUUAGAUAUCAAUUGGAGGUUUGCAUAUCUCGGGAGGCCAUAAACGAGUAUAAUGUUUCUAGGUCUUUUGUCGCCAAGUUGGCAGGGAUAGCUUCAAAAGAUGCCAUCAAGGCACGAAAUAUUCUAGAAAAGGUUGCAGAGAUGGGAAUUCGAUUCUACGAUCCAAUGUCUAUUUUCGAAGACGACCAGAUUCUUUCGUUUUACGCCAAAACCGACAUUCCCCACUAUUGUGCCUUUGCUCGAAAGGCCACGGUCACUCCAACCACCGUUCACUAUAGCUCACCUACCGUGGAAACCACCAAUAGAGUGCUUAGAAAUUAUGCCAAAGAGAACGACCAAGGUCGAUUCCUCCGGGUGCAAUUUACAGAUGAACUCUUAGGUAAGUCAAAAUAUUGACCCAAUUCUCAUGUCGUGUCCUUGGCACUUCGGAUUCAAAGAGAAAGAGGCUAAUCCGAUGGAAUAGAUGGCAAGAUCCACCUUUGUAAGAAUGAGCUGAAUGACGAGUUGUUUAGUCGGGUAUACAGAACAUUGUUUAACGGCAUACAAAUCGGCAAGCGACACUUUAAGUUUCUCGCAUUUGGAAAUUCUCAGUUUCGGGAGAACGGUGCAUACUUCUUUUGCGAGACAGAUGAACUCACUUGUGGUCAAAUUCGCGAUUGGAUGGGGAGUUUUUCUCACAUCAAUGUUGCAGCCAAGUACGCAGCUAGACUGGGUCAGUGUUUCUCGACUACUCGGGCUAUCAAUGGACUCUCAGCUCCAACCGUUGUGACAGUUCCGGAUAUUGAGAGAAAUGGAUUCACGUUUACUGAUGGAGUCGGAAAGAUCUCUCCCUUCCUCGCCCAAAUGAUCGCCCAUGAGUUGGGUAUACGGGCAGCUACUACCCCAUCCGCGUUUCAAUUUCGGCUAGGCGGCUGCAAAGGGAUACUUGUAACUUCUCCUGAUGCGGUGGAUAGACAAGUUCACAUUCGCAAGAGCCAGCAGAAAUUUACAGCAACCUACAAUGGCCUUGAAAUUAUCAGAUGCUCACACUACUCUUGCGCAACUCUAAACCGGCAAACAAUUACCAUCCUAUCGAGCCUCGGGGUUCCAGACGAGUCGUUCCUGGACUUAAUGACGGGACAACUCAUUAACUAUGAAAGCGCUAUGAAAGAUGAUGUCUUAGCAAGGGGGCUUCUUUUGCGCUACAUCGAUGAAAAUCAAAUGACAAUCAACAUCGCGCAAAUGGUCCACAGCGGCUUCAUGGAGAACCAGGAUCCAUUUGUAGUUUCGUUGUUACAUCUAUGGAGAUCUUGGUCAAUCAAGUUGCUGAAAGAAAAAGCCAAAAUCGUUAUUGAAGAUGGGGCGUUUGUCCUUGGAUGUGUCGAUGAGACCUCGACUCUAAAGGGCUACCAUCAGCCAACGGUUGGUCAAGGUAUGCAAUUGCCGGUUGAAGAACUCCCGGAAAUAUUCAUCCAGGUUCCUUUGAAAGGAGGCGAUCCAAAAAAUCCUAUUUACACUGUGAUUGAAGGCAUCUGCCUAGUCGGCCGUAACCCCUCACUUCACCCUGGAGACCUCAGAGUCGUUCGGGCGGUUGAUGCUCCCUCUCUUCGUCACCUUCGUGAUGUUGUCGUUUUUCCUUCAACGGGUGAUAGAGAUAUUCCAAGCAUGUGUUCAGGCGGUGACCUAGAUGGCGACGAUUACUUCGUGAUCUGGGAUAAAAGUCUUCGGCCACGAGAAUGGAACGCCACCCCAAUGAACUAUACAUCGCCUCCCCCUCGAGUGCAACAAAAUCCCGUGGAAGUUGAGGACCUGAUGAAAUUUUUUGUGCGUUACAUGAAGAAUGACUCACUGCCUUCGAUCGCCCUCGCUCACCAGGCACAAUCCGAUAACCUCGGCGUCAAGAACCCAACAUGUGAGUAUCCCUUCAAUUCAUCAAGAUUUUUGAUCUAACAAGGGUUAGGUAUCGAACUUGCUGAACUACAUUCCAAAGCUGUUGACUAUGUCAAGACAGGUUACCCAGCAGAGAUGCCUAAGAGAUUAAAACCACGAAAAUGGCCACAUUUUAUGGAAAGUAGACACAGACCAAAGGAACUCUACUACAGAUCCACUAAAAUCGUUGGUAAGCUAUAUGACAAGGUAGAAAGUAUCGCGUUCAAACCAAAAUACGACCUGCCGUUUGAUAGAAGAGUUCUGGCAGCGUACGAAAUCGAUGACUCGCUUAUGGCGGCUGCUAGAAGACUCAAGUCCGCUUAUGACUAUAGCAUGCGUCAAAUUAUGUCGCAGCACGAUAUUCGGACUGAGUUUGAGGUGUGGACAACUUUUGUUCUCUCAAAACCGCGCGUGGGUAGCGAUUACAAACAGCAAGAAGCGAUAGGACGAGUUGCAGAUGAGCUCAAAGACACAUACCGCGCAGCUUGCAUCAAAGCAGCAGGCGGGUCUGAUUAUGGGGUUCUGGGACCAUUUGUCGCUAGUAUGUACAGAGUCACCAAGGAAGAACUUGACAUCGCCCUGGCCGAAUGCAGAGCGACCAGAGUUACUGAACACGGAGUCACAGUACCCGUGCGAAGAAUGGAGCCAGAAUAUAUGCCUCUCAUCUCUUUUCCCUGGCUCUUUGAGAAGGUGUUGGGCAAAAUUUCAACUGGGGUCGACACGUCUGAGGAUUUGGCCGACUUGGGUUUCGUGCCUCUGUCAUUUAAAAAUGAUCGUCAAGUUGGUGGAGCCAAGCCAGCGAAUCAGAAUUACAUUCGUAGGGAGGAUGGUGUUGUUGUGCACAGAGGUCAAGAAAUCGACUUCUUUGAAGAUCAUGGUGAUUAUGGCUCUGAGGAUGGAGCGGUAAGUCAUUCUCUCUCUUCGAAAUGGUAAUGUGUAGUGUCAUGAAACUCUUUACUAAUAAGGUAAAUAGGCUGGCCCCUACGGCGGACUAGUCGAUAUCGACAGAAUCGGAUACAACCACUCCGGCGGGGAUCAAAAUGGCUCUUCGUAUGGCGGUAUGGGGGAUGUGGCAUUGGCAGGCUUUCGAUCUCCUGAACCCAUGGGCCAUGAUCUCGAUGCUGCUUUUGGAGCUCUUGACUUGAAGGAAAGUGCUCGCAACUCUGUGAACGUCCCCACGCAUCCGGUAAUAGACCUGACUUCCGAAAGCGAUGAUGGAAACGAUCGCAACUCCGUUGACGCUCCCAUGCCUCCACUUAUAGACUUGACUUCCGGGAACGAUGAGGAAAACAAUCGCAAUCAAAACGAGGACGAGGACGACUUUGAUCUGGAUAACGGCUACGACUUUGACCGGCAAAUGAGCAUGGCCGAACGCGAUUUGCUAACCGAAGAGUCCACCCAAGAAAAGGAGGACGAUGAGGUCGAAGCAGAACAAGUUCAAUUUGACAUUGAGGAAUCCGCCUUUGACCGACUUGCUCGCAUGAUGGAUUCUUGAGAAGGUUUAAUUCUAGUUUCUCGAGUCUCCGAGUUUACGACUGUGACGAAUCUACUUUUCACGAUUUUCCUUUCCUAGACUCUACUGGCUUCUCACGAACAACGAUUGUACGGGCGUUUGGAUGAUGAGAAAUGAAUACUGGAGUUCUAGUCCAAAACCUGGACGGGAUAAUGAAAACUGGUGCAUGGAGAGUACGAAAAGGGGCGUUUGUCUAGAGAUGCUUUUUAAGCAUAUGGUAUGGGCACGGGUGGGAAAACCGGGUGUGCAUCACAUUUUGCUCUUCAUUUCUGUGUUAGCUUAAUAUGUGUAAGAUACUACGGUGGCAAAAUCUGGGUGUGAUGGCUUUCUAUCUUACUGGUCAAACUGUUGGAUGGUUGCUUAGCACGGUUUGUUCUUAUGAAU